Messenger RNA from Anopheles cruzii, 1665 nucleotides. RefSeq names its product intraflagellar transport protein 56 (gene Ttc26). Gene Ontology annotation, cellular component: intraciliary transport particle B; ciliary basal body; ciliary base. Gene Ontology annotation, molecular function: identical protein binding; intraciliary transport particle B binding. The record is from RefSeq and is a predicted model, not a curated record. NCBI's taxonomy places the organism in Eukaryota, Metazoa, Arthropoda, Insecta, Diptera, Culicidae. Gene Ontology annotation, biological process: intraciliary transport involved in cilium assembly; intraciliary anterograde transport. The coding region runs from base 1 to 1665 and encodes 554 amino acids. The transcript has 3 exons.
AUGGACCAAAUACUCUCACGCACCAAAUCUGAAUCGGCUAAGGGAAACCGUAGCUCCGCGGGGUCAGGAAAUUCUCGAGCCGUAACUAUCCCAUCGUUCGAGGAGUUUCUCCUGAAGCGUGACUACGUGGGCGCCAAGACCGUCCUUCAGCGCUCCAAAGAUUAUGACGAUGUACCCGAGCACCUGAAACAACUCUGGACAGGAUUCUGCGAUUUUCACAUCGGUGAGUACAAGAGGGCCAAAAAUUUGUAUGAAACCAUCUACGCAGCCGACGGCACGCAGAACGAUGUGGCGUUCAACAUUUGUGUCUGCAUGUUUUACCUGGGAAUGUACGACGAGGCCCAAAAGCUGGUCGAGGGGCUGCCCCAAAGCCCGCUAAAAAUCCGUUUGCUGUUCCAUCUCGCGCACAAGCUGAGUGAUGAAGAUCAUCUAAUGGAACUGCACGGAUCGCUGCGUGAUGUAGUCGAGGACCAGCUCAGUCUGGCCGGGAUGCACUACCUCCGGUCGCACUACCAGGAAGCCAUCGAUAUCUACAAGCGCGUUUUGCUCGACAACAAGGAUCUCCUGGCGCUGAACGUGUACGUGGCCAUUUGCUACUAUAAGCUCGACUACUACGAUAUCUCGCAGGAGGUACUCGAGCUGUACUUGAACCAAUACCCCGACAGCACGAUUGCCAUCAAUCUGAAGGCGUGCAAUCGGUUCCGGCUGUUCAACGGGCGGGCUGCUGAGCAGGAAAUCAAACACCUGGUCGAGAGUGGCACGUUCGGUGCGGACCUGAUCAAACACAAUCUGGUAGUGUUUCGCAACGGAGAGGGUGCCCUUCAGGUGUUGCCCCAUCUCACCGACAUAGUGCCCGAGGCGCGGCUGAACCUUGCCAUCCAUCAUCUGAGGCGCGGAGAAAUCCAAGAGGCAUACCAGCUGAUGAAAGAAGUCCAACCAACGGUACCGCAGGAGUACAUCCUGAAAGGGGUGGUCCACGCUGCGCUCGGACAGGAAACUGGCUCGAAGGAGCAUCUGAAAAACGCCCAACAGUGUUUGCAUCUCGUCGGAGGUUCGGCUUCCGAGUGUGACACCAUCCCCGGACGGCAGAGUAUGGCGUCGGCCUUCUUCCUUUACGGCCAGUUCGAAGAGGUAUUGGUGUACCUCAACUCGAUCCGUAGCUACUUCGUAAACGAUGACAUCUUCAACUACAACUACGCGCAGGCUAAAGCGGCCACCGGAUACUACAAAGAGGCCGAAGAGCUGCUGCUACAAAUUCACGACAUCUCCAUUAAAGCGGACAGCACGUUCGGCAUGGUGCUCGCCAAGUGUCACAUCCACGCCGGGCACGCCGACCAGGCGUGGAACAUUUUUCUAACGAAGGACUCCACACCGGACGCGUUCGCCUUGCUGCAGUUAAUUGCCAACGACAGCUACCGUGUCGGGGAGUUUUGGGUUGCCGCGAAAGCGUUCGAUACACUCGAGAAGCUCGACCCAAACCCGGAGUACUGGGAAGGCAAACGAGGGGCCUGCGCCGGUGCCGUUCAGGCCAUUUUGGCCAAACGAGGCAGCGGAGCUCCGCCGGGUGGGGUAUCGGAAAUUAUUUCGCUAUUGCGCGACUCCACCAAUGCUCAGGCGGAAGGCAUGUUGAGAGUUGUUCGCCGCUUUGCUAGUAGCAUCAAGUGA